Messenger RNA from Sebastes umbrosus (honeycomb rockfish), 4401 nucleotides. RefSeq names its product protein FAM163A-like. The transcript is spliced from 6 exons. Bases 696 to 1169 code for a protein of 157 amino acids. Lineage: Eukaryota; Metazoa; Chordata; Actinopteri; Perciformes; Sebastidae. The record is from RefSeq and is a predicted model, not a curated record.
AGGGGUUUGGGGUGGCUGGCUGUCAGUCAGGGUGCAAAUCAAAUUAAGGCUGGUGACGACCUCCCUGUCCACACACCACCUCCACCUCCCACCCUCCCGGUAAAGUGAUAUCACACGGUGUCAAGCUGUGGUGCCAAACCGCCCCCCGGUGCAGCAGCAGCCACGCCGAGCGAUGCCACUCAGCAUCAGGACCACCACCUCGUCUCAUCCGUCUCCAGCGCUCCACAGAGGAAGAGGAGGAGGAUGCCAUGAGAUUCCCCACAGGCCCUCACUUGCACCUGGCUGUGCGUGAACCGGGAGGAUAACCGAACCGACCGGAGGAUAAUGACGUGAUGGUUCCGGUUGUAUAGCGAGAGAGAGCGCAGGAGGGUCUUUAAUGAACCGGUGCUGCUGGAGAGAGAGAGAGAGAGAGAGAGAGAGGACAUCACCGGACUUACAAAGAAGAAAACGGUCUCUCAAACAGGUUGCUGAGAUUUCCUUCAAUCUGAAAGGGGGCUUUGCAGCACAAUCAAGGAUCCUAUCCCCCCAGAUGGUGACUUGUACAGGAGUUACAGUGAGAGGAGGUUUUGAGAGUAAUGCUCCACAGGCCUGUCAUGGUUUCCUACCUUCUCACACUCCUCCAUCUCUGCAUCUCCCGCUGUCUUCUAAUGCAUUAUAGAAACCUUUGUUGGACGGUUUGAUGGAGAGCUGGUCGAAUGUCAGCGGGAACUAUUGUUAUAUCCGGAGGAAUUCUCGCCGGAGUGAUACUGCUGUGCAUUGUAGCAGUGCUCUGUUACUGUAGACUCCAGUAUUACUGCUGUAAGAAGAAUGAUUCUGAGGUGGACGUGGGCUCCGUGGUGGGAGCGGACCCUCUCUCUCACUUCCCCUGCAACGCCUGCAACGCCCUCGCCAUGGACGGCGCCGCCAUCACCCCCGUCUCUCUGGAUCAGCUGGACUCGGGUUCUCACCACAGCCACUGCCCCACCUGCUCGCCGUACUCCCUCCGCUCCGGACUCACAGACGAGAUGCGUAACGGCGGCGAGCGGCUGGGCUUCCACACCUACUACGAGAACCCGUGCGUCUCUCUCCCGCUUUCUGCCAACCCGCAGAGCUCCUCCCCUCUGAGUUACUACGGUCCCACGGACAUGUUUCCUCCCCCACCACCACGCCCCUACAGCACCCAGGUCUGACCUCUGCUGCACCAUAAAGACACACACAUAUAGAAAACCUUUCUGACAUUUAGCACAUGCUGUUUUGGGACAAAGUUCAGGUGAUGGAUUACGAUACAGCACAAUUACACAAAUGCCCACAUUACUGACUCAUUCGUCCAUGUGGUUGACCCAUAAACUGAGCCCACUGACGGAGCCUCUGUGUGGGCAACAAAUCCCUGGACCAAACCCACAGGGAGCUACAGACAGCAGCAUAAACCAGUGUUAGAUCAGCAGGGAAGUGGUACAUAACUCUAGUACAAACCUCAUUUUGUUUCACACAAGGCCAAAUCACAUGCGGUACUAAAAUGUGUCUAAAUUUAGGUGCAAAACGCACCUGGAUUAAUGCAAGCCAAUUUUGAAGGUGGACAGGGACACACGUGACCAUGCAUGUAGUAUAUAUAGUGUGGACACAAAAGGGUCCCUAUAGGCACACUGAAAGACAGCCAAGUCAAUAUUCUUGUGUAGGUGCUAGGAAUAAUUUUAAGCAAUUCCCAUAAAGCCAUGUUAAUGACUUAUUCUUAGCGAUUAAUCAUUAAAAGCUUAUAAAAUACAAAAUACAUGUUUUUUCCCCGAAAAAAAACUAGCUUUUUUGCACCUUAUGGUUUGAGUCAUGAAUUAAAUAAGUAAGGGAUAAUGUACAGCGAGCCGCUAACCCCGACACGGCGAUUCACGUCUGGGUCUUGCAUCGCCCUGAAGGGGUUUAUAUCACUGUACAUUAUCCCGCUUAUUACACGGCUACUUACUAAAGAAAUCAAUAAUUUGACACAAAUAUGGCCCAUAACAAACCACAGAACGCUGUGUUUGAUCAGAAUCGAGUAUUCUGGAUGUAACGGUGUGAUUAAGUACUAAAAGAAAGGAAAAACUUAAACCCAAGUAAAUAUUAAUUGACAUUAACAUAAUUGAUUCGUUUAUUAUUAGUAACUUUAAUCUCCAAAGCACAGCGUGUUGAACUGUUCACAUUUGCAUGUUCAGCUGAUUUGCUAUUAAAAAAAACUCUCUAGGUUACGCUAGUAAUUAAUUAGGAUUAAUAAUUCAUUAGUGUAAUUGAACACAGUCUCCAUUUUCUCUACAAUUAGCACCAAAUUACACGGGUCCUUUAGGAAACUUCGUGGGGAAGUAUGAGGAAAUUAUCGUUAUUAUUAUGGACCCAUAAAAUAUAGCAUUAGCAAAUUUUCUGCUCCUUCUCCAACUGCUAUUAUUCACUAAUGACAUUAACUUUGAUUUUUAUUUUCCAUUUGAAUUGGGACAACGUACAUUAAUCAACAUUCAAACAAAUGUAAAUGUUCCCGAGUUAGCUGAGAGGCUAUUUUCCAUCAUCAGUCCCUUUCCCUGAUGUUGUUAGGCAUCCUAGAAUAAUAAAGAUAAUACAAUAUGUACAUUAAUUGAGAACUACAUUGUGGUAAAAAGCAUAUACAAUACAGGUAACACACUUAUAAAGUGUCAAGACCUUAAUAACAUUUCUUUUUUUUGUUCUUUAGACACUAAAAAACAAAGUUCAGCUCCUUUUUCUGUCAAAAGGCUGAAGCCUACAAAUGCCUAUAUGAAGUAAAAACAUAAAAUAAUACGCUACCCUGACCUCCUGACUGACAUCUCAAUCACUGAUUGAGUUUUUGUGGUUCUAGUUUGACAAACUCCCAAAACACUGAUGGAUUAUUUGCCUUUGUCCAUAGCCAAGUCGGCUUGGAUUAGCCACGGAAAUCCUCUUCUCCGCCUGUAUAGCCGGGGAUAUAUCUUUUUUUUUUGUUUAGCAGCAUCCAUAGUUUUAAAAUACAUAUGAGCUGGGAGGUGAUAUGGAGGAUUAUUGUAAUGGAGGGUGUUAGCUGCAGUCUGUUGUAGCUUGGUCUUUACAGUCUGACUGUGUGGUUAUAUGAUACAGCGUCUGAAAACGACCGCCACCUUGUUAGUUUCUGUUAUUCUCACCUGCAUUGUUCCCGCUCUCACCGUGCUGGUGUUAACUGAGAGGGUCAGUGUUCGCCAGAGAAACCCUCCCCCACCCCCUCCAGCUUACUGUACAUGAGGGCUAACAGUUUUUUCUAUUAGGUGUUGUUGUUUGCCAGUUACACAAACUACUAAUGGAGCUUAAUAGCUUUUCUCCAGACACGAAGAGUGAAGGAGAAACUACAAGUUUUCAAGCAUUUUUCUGUGCAUCUUUUGUGCAAUUAUUUGAAGGAGUCUAGUUUUAGUACGCUAGAAAAGUAUGAAUUUAGUUUGCUUGUGUUUUCACUUCAGUCGUAAUGAAACUAGACAACUAAAAGGAGGCAGGUUCUGCAGCGUCUUCCAUAUAAGUCGAUAUAACGUUUUCAUGUUUACAGAUUGAGAUGGAUGAACAGAAAGAAAAUCAUCCUCACAUUUUAGAGGUGUUGAAAGGAGACACUAAGAUUAUGUACCAUACUUUGUUGAACUUGAAGCUUACGUUUUGUAACUUAUAAGCCAUUAUAUCUGCUACACAGUACAGUAACAAGAUGCAGUGUUAUUCCACAGUAUAUCUGAAGCUAUAUAUUUUCAAGGAGUGUUGUAGUUUUUGUGAGGGAUGUCAGGGUAUAAGUGUGUUUUUAGUGAAUUUUCCAUACUCUUCAGUCAUUCUUCCAUGUUGACUUUUCUCUGUAUUUCUGCCACUUGAUGAAUACAUGGAGAAGAGAAUAGAAAUGUACAUUUGGAAAACAGGAAAUUCACUUUAAAAUCGUCCUUACAUUUAGCUAAAAUGUGAAAAAUAGUAAAAAAAUACAGUGAUAUUUAGCAUAACAGAUUAGACGUAUAAAAGAUAUUUAUUCUGUAUUUUCUCACACCACAUUGUUUCCACUGAGCUGUGAGCUUUAUUAUCACAUCUCUUAGCUUUCCUCACCUCACAUCCCCCUUGUUCUUCAGAAGUAUGUGCUAAAUUAUAUACUGUAUGUAAAAACAACUUCUUGAUUUAGACGUCCACUCAGCAUUGGUGUUCACUGCCACAUAGCCAAUAUACUCACUCAACAAGGUGAAAGGGGUGUUUAGUUGUUGUGAUGACCAGUUUGUUGCACCACAAAGAGCACCGUCAGAACUGAACUGUUAUUUUUAGUCAGUCUUUUUUCUGACUGUUGAAAUGUAUUUUUCGGAUUUUUUUCUGUAUAAAACUAAGAGUAAGUUUUGGUAUUCCCUGAUACAGUGAGGAAAAAAAUCCACCACGUUUCACAAAUUGUUCCUUUUUUUUUGAAGAGGAAUAAAUGUUUAUAUCUGC